AUGGAUAUCGUAGAGGAUGACCAACUGACGGAUGCGGUAAUUUACACGGACUCCCGAUCCGCGUGUGAGAUCUUGGAACUAGCGAGAGGACAGAAUGAGCGAGAAGAACUACUGGACGACAUCCUGAGAAAGGCGAUUCAAUGGGGAGUAUCCUUACAAUGGAUACCCAGCCACGUUGGAGUGAACGGCAACGAAAUAGCGGACCAUUUAGCGAAAAGAGGUACCACGGACGGCCAAGUCUUUCUUCAAAAUAAAAUAUCGUACAAGGACGCAUACUGGAUCCUGAAAAGUAACAAAGCAUCAAGAACAGACGAGUGGUAUAAAGAGUAUGCUAAGGACAAAGGGCAGAAGUUCUUCCAAAUACAACAGGACUUCAAGCCAAAGCCAUGGUUUGUUGGGCUAAACUUAACUAGCCAACAGAUCCGCCUCCUUAAUCGAUUAAUGGCUGGCCACGACUGGUCAAAAUUCUGGAGACACAAGAUGAAACUAACUGAUAGCCCUGACUGUGAAACUUGUGGUGAACUAGAAACAGCCGAACACCUAAUUCUGCACUGUACAAAGUAUCAAAAUAUGCGUGCCAAAUACACUUUUGGACAUUUCACCAAGCUAAUCGAUUUGUUCAAAACAAAAAACUUGAAGAUGUAUGAAGAAGUUACGGAUUUCGUGAAGGAAGCAGCUUUGGAUUUGUGA
Messenger RNA from Aedes albopictus (Asian tiger mosquito), 690 nucleotides. RefSeq lists its product as uncharacterized. The transcript has a single exon. Gene Ontology annotation, molecular function: nucleic acid binding; RNA-DNA hybrid ribonuclease activity. Bases 1 to 690 code for a protein of 229 amino acids. NCBI's taxonomy places the organism in Eukaryota, Metazoa, Arthropoda, Insecta, Diptera, Culicidae. The record is from RefSeq and is a predicted model, not a curated record.